AUGUGUCAUCUUUCUCUUCGCAGAACUUUUAUUAUCGAUGAAAUCGGUGUGAGUGACAAUGAACAUGUUCAGUAAUGUAUCGAAUCAAAUGAACUCCUGGUUGGGCGGCGUGGGGAAUUUGAUCAAGAAGGAAAAGCCUGAUACGCCAGUACAACCGGAAACGGAAGAAAAGCCCAAGGGAAAAGACCAUGGCGAGAAUGAGACCGAGAGUCAGACGUCUGCAAUGAGCACGAAGGGUUCUGUUGACGACCGGAAUGAUGAUCACUCAAGUGCCACCGAAAGCGCGGAUCGAGAGUCCAUGACUUCAGGCCCUGAUUCGCCGAUGUCUGAAGAAGAUGACUCCAAGCUCGUGAAAGAUCCGAAUGAUUCAAAAAACAAGGCCAUCAAUGGAGCAAAAAAUUUCGGCAAUUUUCUUUUCUCUGCCGUGAACAAGGCCGGGAAGACCGUCUCCGAGGCAGGGGCAAAAUUGAAAGAGACCGUGGAAAAAAACAGCAUUUUGGCAGAUUUCAAUCGCGAACAGGAAACUUUCCUGAAGGAGAAGGGGUUAAAAGAAAACGGACUACCUCCGUGGUCUGGAUGUGCGGAUGAGGAGACGUUGAAAGAACAAAUAAUUUCUUUGUCAUCGGAUCGUCGGAAUUUCGUCCGGAGUCCGCCGAGUGGAGUGGAAUUCCAGUUCAACAUGGAAACAAUGUUGCCGGUUGCGGAAGCGAUCUUGAAGCACGACAACGAGUUGGCGAAGAUGCGCUACGAACUUGUGCCGAAAGUGGUGAAGGAAGAACCGUUCUGGCGGAAUUAUUUCUACCGGGUCAGUCUCAUUUGCCAGUCGUCGGAACUGUCUUCCAUAUCCGCUACUCGACAGGAUUCGAAAGAAUCGCCUGUUUCAUCUCCUACCUCGUCUUUCGAUGAAAAACAAGGCAAGGACGACGAUGGACCGGAGAGCCCGAUGAAUGAGUUCGCUUCGGACGAUUUUUGCCCGCCACCGACUAGUGGUCUCACGGGCGCCGAAUUGAGCACGAAGCUGCGAAUAAGUGGCGGCAAGAAUCCGAAGAAAGAAGCCGACUGGGAGAAGGAGUUGGAGGACGAAUUGCAGGGCUACGAAGUUGUGGGAACCGCCGACAGUCGCGCCAUUGUCGAAGCGAGUCGCGAAGUUGACUCCGAAAUCCAAAAGAUGUUGGAGGAUGAUCUUACUGAUCUCAAUAGUGUGUGGUACUCGCCUUGCCUCGGGGCAAGAUCGAAACUUGAGCCCUGUUACGAAGAGGUGUGUGUAGCUGAUCGGCAUCCGCCUGAUGAUGAGUUAUUGAAGUGUAAUGUCACAUUGUGUCGCACGUCUUGUCCGACAGACUCGCACUCUUUAUUCUGGAUUUUUACGGAUGAGUCGUUAGGAUGUCAGCACUUCAAUCUCGAUUUUAUGAUUGCAGAUGACACUUUAUCGGAGGACGUAGUUCGUGUGAAUUUGGUCUUUUUUUCGUGUUUGCUGGCGAUUGAAGAUGCGUUGGUGAAGUAUUUGAGUUUGUUUUUAGUUACUGAAAUCUUCGGGACAAUCAUGUCCGAUAACGACGAGAAACCACCUGCUCCCCCAAUCCGGCACACAAGCAAUCGAGAAACGAGAGACAAUCCGUUGGGCGUGAAUGUGGAAUUCCGACCUUUGCCAAAGGAACCCGAUGUGGACAAAAAGAAAAAUAAAUCGAAGAGUAAGCUGGGCUCGCGUCGUUCAGAGAACGAUAAGCCGGACAUUUCCAGUCCCACGAACUUCAAGCAUGAUAUUCAUGUUGGUUUUGACCCGAUCAGCGGGGAAUUCACGGGUCUCCCGGAUGAAUGGAGUAAGUUACUGAUGUCCUCCAAUAUCAGUAAGCAAGAGCAGAAAAAGAACCCCCAAGCAGUACUAGAUGUGCUCAAGUACUACGAUGACACGAAACGGAGCCACAUGGAAACGAAGUACAUGGUGGCGCACACGCUGUCGAACAAACACUCGUCUUCGGGGAAUUCCGGCGAGUAUCCGUCGCCAACGUCCAUCUCGUCUGCGUUCCUCAUGUUCUCACAGAGUCCCAUGUCUUCGCCAUACCAUGGUCCCAAUGCUGCGAGUAAGAAUCACACUUUCACGGAAGACACGAGACGGGGAGACGAGGACGGUUUGGAUGACUUACCGCCUCCCCCGCAGAUUGCUAGUCGACCAGAGAAAACCAAGUCCAUUUACACAAAACCAGUAGAAGAGGAUGGCGAAGUUGUGGAGCCGCCCGAACCUGAUGAUAUAAGCCCUGCGUAUCAUCCGCACGGUUCAGGGAACGGCAAUUCAACCCCAUAUGCCCUUGAUGACAAUAAAAACUCGGCGGUUGAAGCGCCGAAUCCAGUAUUGCCGCCGCCACCGCCGCCUUCAGGCACGAGUAGCAGUCCCACAAACGCCGUGUCGGGUACGAAUGCCGCUGACCGCCAAAAAAAGAAGAAAAUCAGCGACGAGGAAGUUCUUGCCAAAUUGCGAACCAUCGUUUCAGUCGGAGAUCCUAAUAGAAAGUACACCAAAUUGGAGAAGAUUGGACAAGGAGCUUCCGGUGUUGUUUAUACUGCGAUGGAGUCGGCGACUGCUCAAGAAGUUGCUAUCAAACAAAUGAAUCUGGCUGACCAGCCAAGAAAAGAACUCAUCAUCAACGAGAUCAUUGUCAUGAAACACAACAAACACCCGAAUGUUGUGAACUACCUUGACUCGUAUCUAGUGGGCGAAGAGCUCUGGGUCAUUAUGGAGUACUUGCCGGGAGGUUCUCUGACAGAUGUUGUGACGGAGACUUGCAUGGACGAGGGUCAAAUUGCGGCUGUUUGUAGAGAAGUCCUGCAAGCCUUGGAGUUUCUGCACGCGAACCACGUUAUACACCGGGACAUCAAGAGUGACAAUAUCCUGUUGGGAAUGGAUGGCAGCGUCAAGCUCACCGAUUUCGGGUUCUGCGCCCAACUGUCGAUGGAGCAAUCGAAACGCACAACAAUGGUCGGGACGCCGUACUGGAUGGCCCCCGAAGUGGUUACGAGAAAGCAGUAUGGCCCGAAAGUCGACAUUUGGUCCCUGGGCAUCAUGGCUAUUGAGAUGAUCGAAGGCGAGCCACCGUAUCUCAACGAGAACCCCCUGCGGGCCUUAUAUCUCAUCGCCACGAACGGAAAGCCCGAAAUCAAUGACAAGCAUAAAUUGUCGCCAGUUUUCCAGGACUUCCUGGACAAGUGUCUUGAGGUGCAGGUGGAGAAACGUGGCGAUGCGACUUCCUUGCUACAGCAUCCGUUCAUGAAGUGCGCUUUGCCGUUGAGUUGCUUGACGCCACUAAUCAUUGCAACCAAGGAAGCAGCCAAGCCGUCAUGAUGAAACAGGCAGCUUUCACUUUUCAUGUCUAACUUGAAGCCUCUCUUGGCAUGGGGCCUUUUUGUAUAAACGCUAUUAGUCCGAAUACCUUGCGGUGGAGCUAUACGUUUGAAGUGAAAUUAAUUCUAAGGGAAACGAACAAGGUGACCAGAGAUCUCAAUCUGCUCAGACACGUUAUCCGUAGGCUCUGAAAAUGAGCAGCUUUACAUUUUAGGGCUACUUGAUGGGACUCGUUUACUCAGUUGUAUCUUCGAUGAUCGUUUGGUUCCUGUGAUCUAGUUCAUUGGGUAAUGCGUGUGGAAGUGAUUUCUUCUCCUCAACAUUUACUGUUCGAUUGUUUUUUUUGUGCGUAUUUGAAUGCCUUGUGACCCGCAUUUCUUUCGAAAUGUGGAGAGACUGAACGUUUGGCCAGUUGUCAGGCAGCUGCCAUUUCGAUAUUUUCUCUUCACGACGAGGAAGAAUAGAGUUGCUUUUUGCCUUCUGCCAUUGUGCAA
Messenger RNA from Notodromas monacha, 3831 nucleotides. NCBI's taxonomy places the organism in Eukaryota, Metazoa, Arthropoda, Ostracoda, Podocopida, Cyprididae. The record is from the annotation of a GenBank genome assembly.